AUGUCGGCCGGAGGCGAGCAUCUCAAAGAUGAAGGCACCAAGCGACAGGUCGUAUUGGCCGGCGGGAUUGCAGGGCUGAUCUCACGGUUCUGUAUUGCGCCACUGGACGUUGUUAAGAUCAGGCUGCAGUUGCAAAUUCAUUCGUUGUCAGACCCUGCGUCCCAUCACAGUGUAAAUGGGCCUGUUUACAAGGGGACAUUGUCCACCAUGCGGACGAUUAUGAGGCAAGAGGGAAUCACCGGCCUUUGGAAGGGCAAUAUUCCUGCCGAAAUUAUGUAUGUCUGCUACGGCGCCAUGCAAUUCACCGCGUAUCGAGGUACAACCCAAGCCCUCGCUCAACUCGGCUCUUACCGACUCCCCCAACCUGUCGAAUCUUUCCUCUCGGGCGCAGUGGCAGGCGGAUGUGCCACGGGGGUAACAUACCCGCUUGACCUUCUCCGCACAAGAUUCGCAGCACAAGGCCCGGACCGUGUGUAUGGCUCACUGCGCGCCUCAAUCGUGGAGAUCGCUCGACAUGAGGGUGUACCAGGAUUCUUCCGGGGGUGUUCUGCCGCUAUGGCACAAAUUGUGCCGUACAUGGGACUAUUUUUCACGACAUAUGAGGCACUUAGACCAGUCAUGACCUGGGAUGCUCUACCGUUGGGCACAGGGGACGCCGCAGCCGGUGUGGUGGCCAGUGUCUUGGCUAAGACGGGUGUUUUCCCGCUAGACCUCGUGCGUAAGCGCUUGCAGGUACAGGGUCCAACAAGGACCCGCUACGUUCAUCGCAACAUCCCGGAGUACAAGGGCGUCCUCCAAAGUAUUGCCAUGAUUGUCCGCACCCAGGGUGUGCGUGGUUUGUACCGCGGCUUGACAGUCAGUUUACUCAAGGCCGCACCAGCAAGUGCGGUGACAAUGUGGACCUAUGAGCACGCAUUGAAAGUCCUUCAAGAGCUUGAUGUCGCAGCUGACAGUUGA
Messenger RNA from Penicillium samsonianum, 957 nucleotides. RefSeq names its product thiamine transporter TPC1. The record is from RefSeq and is a predicted model, not a curated record. Gene Ontology annotation, biological process: thiamine pyrophosphate transmembrane transport. Gene Ontology annotation, molecular function: thiamine transmembrane transporter activity. NCBI's taxonomy places the organism in Eukaryota, Fungi, Ascomycota, Eurotiomycetes, Eurotiales, Aspergillaceae. Gene Ontology annotation, cellular component: mitochondrial inner membrane. Bases 1 to 957 code for a protein of 318 amino acids. The transcript is spliced from 2 exons.